ACAGGCACCUGGGAAAGACUACAGCUCUCAUGAUGCACGGCGAGUUUGGUAAACAUAGACCUGUCAAAACAGCAAAGUCUCCAUUUUGUCAGCAGCAGUCUUAAAAUGGCUGAAAAUGAAAGCGAGAGGCAGAGGCACGGAUAGGAUUUAAUCUUUAUUUAGUAAACAGUUUUAUUUUGUUUUUUUUCACUGCAAGCACUUUAUGGACCCGGCGCCGGUUUAAAUGGCCGAAAGAAGACCACAACAGCGGGAAGAUGGAUAUUAAAACUGCGUUUUUCAAUGCUGCCAGAGAUGGGAAGCUGAAACUUAUUCAGAAGUUAGUCAGCAACAAAAGUCUAGAGGAGUUGGAAGCCCUGGCCGGAGAAAAGACCCAAGGGGGCACCCCGCUUUUAAUAGCGUCCAGAAACGGGCACUUGGAGGUGGUGGAAUAUUUACUGCAGCACUGCAAGGCCAAUGUGGAGCUGGGAGGUUCUGUAAACUUUGAUGGGGAGACUAUAGAAGGGGCACCACCUCUGUGGGCUGCCUCAGCGGCUGGUCACCUCCAUGUCGUCCGCGGCUUGUUGAAAAACGGGGCGUCUGUCAACAACACCACCCUGACCAACUCGACCCCGCUGCGGGCUGCCUGCUUCGACGGGCACCUGGAGAUCGUCAGGUACCUGGUCGAGCACCGGGCUGACAUGGAGGUGGCCAACCGGCACGGCCACACCUGCCUGAUGAUCUCCUGCUACAAGGGCCACAAGGAGAUCGCCAAGUACCUGCUGGAGAAGGGGGCCGACGUGAACCGCAAGAGCGUGAAGGGUAACACCGCCCUCCACGACUGCGCCGAGUCCGGCAGCCUGGACAUCAUGAAGAUGCUGCUCAAGGGCAACGCCAGGAUGGAGAAGGACGGUUACAGGAUGACCCCCCUGCUGGCCGCCAGCGUCACGGGCCACACUAACAUCGUGGAGUAUCUGAUCCACCAGCCCAGGACCUCCAGAGAGGAGCGGAUCGACGCCCUGGAGCUGCUCGGGGCCACUUUCGUGGACAAGAAGAGGGACCUGCUGGGGGCCAUGAAGUACUGGAAGAGGGCCAUGGAGAUGAGGCACAGCGACAAAGGCAGUGUCGUUCACAAGCCCGAGCCGGGGCAGCUGGUGCUGGCGUAUGAUUACUCCAGGGAGGUGACGACCAGCGAAGAGCUGGAGUCUCUGAUCACAGACCCGGAUGAGAUGCGCAUGCAGGCCCUGCUGAUCCGGGAGCGCAUCCUGGGGCCCUCCCACCCGGACACCUCCUACUACAUCCGCUACCGAGGGGCCGUGUACGCAGACUCGGGGAACUUCGAGCGCUGCAUCAACCUCUGGAAGUACGCCCUGGACAUGCAGCAGAGCAACCUGGACCCGCUCAGCCCCAUGACGGCGAGCAGCUUCCUCUCCUUCGCCGAGCUCUUCUCCUUCGUCCUGCAGGACCGCGCCAAGGGCACCCUGGCCACCAAAGUGACCUUCAGCGACCUGAUGGGCAUCCUGUGCAAGAGCGUGCGGGAGGUGGAGCGGGCCGUCUGCCAGCGGGAGAACCCUCCGGAGGUGCCCCAGUUCACCAAGGCUCUCUCCAUCAUCCUGCACCUCAUCUUCCUGCUGGGCAAGGUGGACUGCAGCCCGGAGCAGGAACACCUCAAGAAGCAGACCAUCUACCGGCUCCUCAAGCUCAACCCCAGGGGAAGAAAUGGCUACACCCCCUUGCACCUGGCUGUGGAUAAGGAGACCACCACUGUGGGCCGCUACCCUGUGGGCAAGUUCCCCUCGCUGCAGGUGGCCCUGGUCCUUUUCGAGUGCGGCGCCGACGUGGACUCGCGGGAUUACGACAACAACACCCCUCUGCACGUGUCCGCCAUGAACGGCAGCCUCGAAAUCAUGAGCGUGCUCAUCGAGGCCGGCGCCCAUUUCGACGCCACCAACUCCCAGCGCAAGACCGCCUGCGACCUGCUGGAUGAGAAGGCCACUACCAAGAACUUGAUGCACCCCUUAAACCACGUCACCCUCCAGUGCCUUGCUGCCAGAGCCAUUGAAAAACACAAACUGCCUUACAAGGGUCUGAUCCCAGAAGAGAUGGAGGCCUUUAUUGAGCUGCAUUAACCUCUCGCUUGUGCUGCAGACGCCGCUGCAUUUUAGAAUUGUAGGGGUGCUGAGAAAUGUCUGAACUGUGUCUGCCUGAGGGGCUACAACUUUUAACUUUUUAUUUUUUUUUUGGUUUUGUUUUUAAACUGUUGGUGGCAUGGAGAGACGGGAGGUGGGCAUAUCGGCUAAGAGCCUGCAUGAGGCUCGACAAGAAAUUCAAGCAAACAGCUUCCGAUCUUCUUGUUGUUUUUUUUUUUUUUUUUUUUUUUUUAAUUAUUGAAAGCACUUUUAAGUUCUAGUACUUUGUUUUUCGUCUAAAAUACAGAAAUCGCUGGGCAACCGUCGAGUCUCUUGUUUAAACAUGUAAAUUAGAAAUAAGAUGCCUGAAUAAAAUUCGGUGAUUAUAAGAGAGGGCUGUUUUGUAUUUGUAAAAAAAAAAAAAAAAAAAAAAAGCACAGCAAACAGGAUUGCACUGGAUGUUUGGAGAGCAAUUAUUUCUGUAGCCUAACUUAGUGGUAGACCUGGGUUACAAUAGUGAUCUUUAUUUGACCCGGCUAGCAAGCACAAUGAAACCUGAAAGGUGUGUUCACCCCCAAUGCAAGUAAACCUGUGGGGACAAGUCUGGCUGCAGCACAAAAUGUGCACAGUAUCUUUACAGUUGCUCAUAGGCCUUUUAAUAGACUGGGUGAAACAGGAGUAUAAAGGUAAAAAUAAAUAUCAGCUCACGCCUGUGUUGCUGUUAGUAGCUGGCGGGUCAUUUGAUUCUAGACUGGCAGGCUCCGUUUUCCACUCAAAUCGAUUAAUCGAGAGGUUUCAGUUAUGCUGCAUUGAACAAACGUGGAGUUCAAUGUAUAAAUAAAUCUGCUCCAGUUGUAUUCAGUGUGUCUCUCUUUUCUUAGAAACCCACUUAGACAAGGUUACUGUAGCCAGGUACAUGGUAUGUCCUUAAAGGUGUGCUCUGUACGGUUUUUAAAAUCUUUUACUGGCUCCGUUUUCACUACCCCCUUUCAUCUCUGAACUUUUCUAAUAGUCUUCACCUUUCUCCUUGUUGCUCUGGUAAAGCUGAUAAUAUGGAAUGGGUGAGUAGCUCUUAAUUAAACAUUCCCUCUGUGAAGCUGAGGGCACAUGAAGCUGCUCUGUGGUUUGGAACUUGGUUUCAGGAGACUGGGUUUCAGGCCACCAGGGAAGACUUGGGGUUUGAUACAGCAACGUUGUCUCAAACUAGGUCUCCUGGACCCAGGUCACAAGCCACUGUACCUGAAAAAGUGGUGUUCCCUCAGAUUUAAGGGUCACUGUCGUUUGGGGGGCACUGAGGAGCAGCAUGGAGGAGGAUAGGGCUGCUCUGUAGUGUUUUAGAAACAAACUAAAAGUUGUGCUUAAAAGGGGGGAAGGAAAAAGGUUUUAAUUCGGGGCAUGCAAUCGUAGCUAUAGCCACACAGAUAGGUGUUGGAUGCAAGCCAGGGUGAUUUCCUCAGUGCAGAAAAAUGCUUCAAUUAAAUCUGUCCGAGGCUUAGCCUGGCGGGUCAACAGCUAUAACAAUUGUAAUAAUAAUAAUAAUAAUAAUAAUAUAAUAUUUAAUUUUGUACAAAUAAAUGCAGUGUCUUGUGCCUUCAGUGUGAAGUAGACAGUAUUGUAAAAUGUGCACAUUCAGCAGCAUUAGUGUCAAUGAAUAUAGACUUUUGGGGUUCAUUUGAUGAACUGUACCCUGCCAAGUCACAGCUGGAUUGUAGAGCAUUUUACAGUACCGUGAUAGGUGGUUGAUGCAGUCCAGGGUGCUUCCCAUGGUGCUGUUAAAUGCUCUAAUAAAAUCUGUUGCUUAUCCCGGUGGCGUGCAGUUUGAGCCGAUCCGUCUAUAAGACAGUUGAAGGGUGUCUGAUAAAUGUCGUUGUACAUCCAGGGGUGCUUCAGAAUGGCCAUCUCCUCUUUGCAGAGUCGCGAGGAACAGAAACUGCUUUAGGGAAACUCCUUUUGCAAACAGUAAUGCCACCUCUCAAAUCUGUGGCCCCUCGGAGGUAGUAACAGUCUUUUUUGAUCCAGUCAUAAAUAUUGAUUUCAAACCUGCAUUGCUUUCCAGUGUGAUUUACCGUGCUGUGAUACACUACAGUGAACCAAGAAAUAUACAACUCAAACUUGCUAGCACGGGGGGGGGGGGGGGGUAAUGCUCUGUGGCCACUUGUGUAUAUUGUGAGAAUUAUUCUGUGUUUAAAAUGAAAUUGCAUAUUAUCUGUAUUUAAUUAAAAUUACUUUUCGGUUUAUUUAACCCAAUAUGCAAAUGUUAACCUUGCAAAUGGUGCAUGCUGUAGUAAAAUAAAAUGCAAGUAAACAACAAAAUAGAAUAUUAUCUGAAAUAUAGGAUUAAAAGGGAUUACGGUCUGAUAUGAAAGCCCUCUGACGGCUUUGAAAUGAACAUUAUUUGUGUUUUGUGUUUUUUUUAAUUUAGUGAAUUUCCAGCUACAGAACACAUUUUUGCAGGUUGAGAUUGGUACGAAAAUGCCUUUUCGGAGCUAAGCAAACCCUCUACUUCCAGAAAACACAAAGGCAGUUUCAGAUACUGGCAUACGCCUGCAUGCUAUAGAGUGCAGUCAUGUCUGGAAACAAGUGGUGUGACAUUUGUGGCUAAUUGCUACUAAUGCAUCAUGUCUUAUAUGCAGAGCAGGACGUGUGAGUACUUAACCACCCAGGUUCAAUGAAGGACUGAGAGGUAUUGUGAUCGAUCCAUCCAGAGCAAUUUUAACACAAACCUGUGCCGUCCUGGGUGCCUGUUAUUGACCGGUGUUUCUAAUGCUUUGUUGCAUGUAGUUUAGCAUGCUGGAGGAUUUUAGCAUUGCAGCAGAUCUGGUAUUAAUGUCAUGUAUUAUAAUGUACUGUACAGAAUCCAAGCUUAUAUUCUGCAAGAUAACACCAAAGUCAUGAUCCGGUGAAGAUCACAACAUGCAGAUCCCAAGCCCAUUCGUGUGGGAGUCCUAAUGGAUUUGAUAUGAUGUGAAAUAAGAUGAAAUGAUUAUUAAUGAUGGGACUGUUUUGUAAUAAGAGAAUGUGGAGCAUGUUUUAAUACCAACGAUAAACAAAUUGCAUUGACAUCUCAUUGAAGGACCACAUGCCAGACUGCUGUACAAGUAGCUGCUGAGUACCAUAUAAUUGGGUACUUGGGUACAUGCUGUUUUCUGUGCUAAUGCAGCUGCUAUUUUAGUUUUAUCUAUGUGUCUCAUACUGACGUGGCUAAGAUAACGUUUUCAUGUUCUACAAGAGAAUUCUUUGACAAGCCUGUUUGCAAAAAAACAGUGUCUCGGUAUAGGUCAUGGCGUAUUUAUGAUACAGACACAUAUAAUGCUGUUCAUAUCAUUGGCAGAGAUACAGGACUUCAUGUUACAGCUGUAACUUUAAAAACUGAAGCAUAAGAUCUUGAGCAGUAAUAAAGAGAAACUAGUUCAAAUUUUAUCAUUUCUUUUCAAGUCCUGGUACUACUAAAAAGGUUACUGGUUGCCUGGAUCUGAAUAGAAAAGUGUCUUAAAUUUUAACAGGUUGAUUCGUGCUAGACUGUUGGCUGGUUUCACAGAUCUCAAUUUGCACUAGGCUUGGACUACCUUAGCUACGGGUGGUUUCACAAACUGUGAUUAGCACAAGUCUUGGACUACCUAACGCUACCCUAACUGCUUGUUUCAGAGACCUCGAUUAGCACGAAUCUUGGACUACCUAAUGUAACCUUGGGUAAGGUAUUUCCGAAUACGUGCUAAUCAGGGUCUGUGAAUCCAGCCAUACUGUUAGGUACUCCAAGGUUAGAGCUAAUCGGGGUCUGUGAAACCAGCUCAGGAUGAAUGCGGGAGAACCCGGAUCAGAUGGGAUCGCCGGUCAAUCCAUGCUCAUGGAAACGAGGUAUAACUGUAGGCUGUCCAACACGGGUGCUAAUUCCCGGCUGGGAAUGUUUUACAGAUCAGGUCAAAUAGAGCGCUGGCCCCAAAUCAUAUGCACAGUAUCUGUAACUUGACACAUACAGAAUGUUGUAAUGAGCUACUGUCAUUCAUCAAUAUGCAAUGUAUCAUUUCACCUUUGCUCAAAUGAUGCUGUUUCCCACCUGGGACUUGAGUGUACUGUAGCCCAAUCAGUGGCAUUAGGAAAUAUCAACACUGUUUGAAUAAUUUAAUAAAUUUAUUUGAUAGCAA
Acipenser ruthenus (sterlet) is the source of this 6247-nucleotide messenger RNA. RefSeq names its product protein fem-1 homolog A. The coding region runs from base 255 to 2105 and encodes 616 amino acids. Gene Ontology annotation, molecular function: protein binding. NCBI's taxonomy places the organism in Eukaryota, Metazoa, Chordata, Actinopteri, Acipenseriformes, Acipenseridae. The transcript has a single exon. The record is from RefSeq and is a predicted model, not a curated record.